UUUGGGGAGAAAUGAACAAAAAGGAGUAAAGAUAAUUGUAAUUAGGAGUUUUAAGUUACGAUAAUGGAAGUGGUUCCUUUGUCCGAUGUUCAGCAUGUUAGGGAUGACUCUGAUUCUGCUCAGAUUUCUGGAACUGCUUCGUUUCAUGACGGACAAUCAAACAACUGCGUCGAUCCUCAACAACAACCAGCGGGGAUGGCAAAUGGUGGACUCAAUGACUCAUCGGUGAAUGUUGAGGCCGCACAAAUUAACAGCAAAUGUGAUGUUCAAGGGGUUCCUCAAUAUUUGCCUGCUUCUGGUCACUCUAGUUCGGAUUCAUAUUCUAACUAUCAGAUGGAUGCCCAAAAAGCAUCUUCUGGUUCCCCCGACUCCGAAUUUGAUGAUGCCAACACCGAUAAUUACUCCACGGAAUCGUGUUUAGCAUCUGAAAACUCUCGUAUAGUUGUGGAUACCAUUGACGAUGAAUUGCCUAGCAGCAGCAAAGCUGAGGAGUUGUCUGUUUCGGGGCCAGAGCCAAUGUGGUUGGAAGGGGAUGAAUCUGUGGCGCUUUGGGUGAAGUGGCGAGGGAAGUGGCAGGCUGGAAUUAGAUGUGCAAGGGCUGACUGGCCAUUAUCUACUUUAAAAGCCAAGCCCACACAUGACAGGAAGAAGUAUUUUGUGGUUUUUUUUCCACACACAAGGAACUAUUCGUGGGCAGAUGCAUUGCUUGUUCGUUCUAUUGAAGAAUUUCCUCAGCCUAUUGCAUACAAGAGUCACAAAGCUGGUUUAAAAUUGGUUGAAGAUAUAAAAGUUGCAAGGAGAUUUAUAAUGAAAAAACUUGCUGUUGGUAUGCUGAAUAUCAUGGACCAAUUUCACCUCGAGGCUCUGAUUGAGAGCGCACGUGAUGUAAUGAAUUGGAAGGAAUUUGCCAUGGAAGCUUCACGCUGUAAUGGCUAUUCUGAUCUUGGUAGAAUGCUUCUGAAGCUGCAGAAUAUGAUCCUGCNAUGCUUCGUAAAUCCAGAUUGGCUUCAAAAUUCUUUGCAUUCUUGGGUACAGCGAUGUCAAAAUGCUCAAACUGCAGAAGUUAUUGAAAUGCUCAAGGAGGAAUUGGCUGAUGCUAUUUUGUGGGACAAAGUGAAAUCCCACUGUGAUGCGCCAGUGCAGCCUACUUUUAGUUCUGUGUGGAAAACCUGGAAGCAUGAGGUUACAAAAUGGUUUUCAAUAUAUCCCACUCUUCCCAUUAGCAGAGACAAGGAGCAGCAGACUGUUGAAGCUUUCUUAGCUACAGCUCUCGAAGUCAGCAGGAAGAGGCCCAAGCUUGAAAUUCGUCGUGCAGAGACUCAGGCUUCAUUGAUGGAAUCAAAGUGCUCAGAUGAAGCUAUGGCUCCUGAUAAUGAUUCUGGUUUUUUCAAUAACCAGACUAGUUUAAAUGCUAAAUUAGGAUCUGAAUCUCACAAAGUAGAGGUAAGGGAGAUUGUUACAUCAGCAGGCCCACUCAGUAUUGUACCUGGUAGGUUGGCUGGGAUUGUAGCUCAAACUGGAAGUUUGGAUCUAGCCUCUUGCAAGGAUGUGGAACUGAAACCUCAUACUGAAACAGCUACAGAAAAACUCUUACAUUAUGGUAAUAAGAACCGUCAAUGCAUAGCUUUUAUUGAAUCCAAGGGAAGGCAGUGUGUUAGAUGGGCCAAUGAGGGUGAUGUUUACUGUUGUGUGCAUUUAUCCUCUCGUUUCACUGGCAACAAUGAUAAGAAAGAACAGACUCGUUCUGUUGAAUCACCAAUGUGCCAAGGUACUACUGUUCUUGGAAGUAGGUGCAAGCAUCGAUCUCUAUUUGGCUCCUCAUUCUGUAAGAAGCACAGACCAAGGAGUGAAACGAACAUGGAGUCAACUUCCUAUGAAAAUAAGCUUAUUGAGAAGCAACAGGAUAUUUAUAGAGUAGAAGACACCCGUAAUAAGGAAAUAAAGUUUGACAGAGAUGCUGGAAAUCCCCUUGGAGUGGACGAGGGUGAUGUGACCAAUAAUGGAAAUAGCUCAUCUGACAAACUUGAGCAUCAUGGAAAAGAUUCUAUUGCCUCAGAAGUUCGACACUGUAUUGGUUCUUCCGAACAUAUUGACAGCAAUCCAUGUUUAGAAAGCCCAAAACGUCAUUCUCUAUAUUGUGAAAAACACCUUCCUAGCUGGCUUAAACGUGCAAGAAAUGGUAAGAGUAGAGUAAUAUCGAAGGAAGUAUUCAUGGAUCUUUUAAGAGACUGUAACUCAGAAGAGCAAAAGAUAAAUUUGCAUCAAGCCUGUGAGCUAUUUUACAGGCUUUUUAAAAGUAUUUUAUCACUGAGGAAUCCAGUUCCUAUGGAGGUUCAAUUUCAGUGGGCACUUUCUGAAGCUUCUAAAAACUUGGGAGUUGGGGAACAGUUUAUGAAAUUGGUUUGUCAUGAAAAGGAAAGAUUAAAAAGGUUAUGGGGGUUCGAUGCUGAAGGAGCACAACUUUCCUCACCUUCGAUGGAAGUGCCAACUGCAGGGCCAUUAUUAACUUCAGGUAAUUGCAAUGAUGGUUCGAGUAUCAGAUGCAAAAUUUGCUCUGAAGAAUUUCUUGAUGAUCAAGCACUCAGUACUCACUUCAUGGAUGGUCAUAAAAAGGAAGCGCAGUGGCUGUUCAGAGGUUAUGCUUGUGCCAUCUGCCUUGAUUCGUUCACCAAUAAGAAAGUUUUAGAAACUCAUGUGCAGGAGAGACACCAUGCACCAUUUGUUGAGCAAUGCAUGCUUCUGCAGUGUAUUCCUUGUGGCAGCCAUUUUGGGAAUACGGAACAAUUAUGGUUACAUGUAGUUGCUGUACAUCCCAUUGAUUUUAGAUUGUCAAAUUCUACUAGGCAGCAUAAUUUUUCGUCUGGUGAGGAUUCCCCAGUCAAACCCAAGGAGUGCAAUAUAGUUUCUAAGUCGAAUGAUAACAAGAAUGUAGGUGGUUUACGAAAGUUUAAUUGUAGGUUCUGCGGUUUGAAGUUUGAUUUACUGCCUGAUCUUGGUCGCCACCAUCAAGCUGCGCACAUGGGUCCAGGUUUAGCUAACUCCCGAACUGCAAAGAGGGGAUUUCAUUAUUAUGCUUAUAAAUUAAAAUCUGGGAAACUUGGUCAUCCUAGAUUUAAGAAGACUUUAGCGGGUGCGUCAAACCGGAUCAGAAACAGAACAAAAGCUAGCAUGAAAAAACAUAUUCAAACUUCAAAGUUACUAAGCACAGGAAGCAUAAACCUUCAACCUCAUGAGUCCCACUUAGCAAGUUCUCGUAAAUUGACCCAAGGUUCAACUGUUUCGAAGGCAUUGGUUUCCGAGAUUCAGAAAAUAAAAUUAUUUCCUACCAAUGUUGACAUUUUGUCUAUUGCUCACUCUGCCUGUUGCAAGGUCAAUUUUAAAGUUCUUCUGGAACAGAAGUUUGGAGUAUUACCUGAAUAUUUUUAUCUCAAGGCAGCUGAAUUAUGCAGGGAAAAAGUUAACUGGUAUAUCAAGGGAUUUGUCUGUCCUAAAGGUUGUGAGACACUUAAGGAUCCUCUUUUGCAUCCCAAUUUGAUGCCUCAUCCAAAUGGUUUUGGAGGCCACAAGAAUGCACACACUCCUGGUCCAGUGAGUAGCAAAUGGGAAGGUCAUGGAUGCAGUUAUGCCAUCGGUUCUCAUCUUUCUAGCCAGCAGCUUAAGGAAACGGCCGUCAUUUUAUGUGAAGAUAUAAGCUUUGGCCAGGAAUUUGUUCCUGUGGUCUGUGUAGCUGACGAAGGUCUAAGGAACUCACCUCACAUAUCUCUAGCUAACUCGGAUAGUCAAGAAGUUGGAUACUCCAUGCCUUGGGAGAGUUUUACCUAUAUUAAGAAAUCAUUGCUCAAUAAAUCUCUUGCCAUUGAUACGGAGAGUUUGCAGUUCGGCUGUGCCUGUGCUCAUUCACUUUGUUCGUCUGAAACAUGUGAUCAUGUAUACCUCUUUGAUAGUGAUUAUGAAGACCCAAAGGACAUUUAUGGGAAUCCCAUGAGUCGCAGGUUCCCAUAUGAUGAGAACGGUCGUAUUAUUCUGGAGGAAGGCUACCUUGUCUAUGAGUGUAAUGAAAGGUGCAACUGUAGUAGAACCUGUCCAAAUAGAGUGUUGCAAAAUGGAGUUCAUGUGAAACUCGAAGUCUUCAUGACAGAGACGAAGGGAUGGACAGUGAGGGCUGGUGAAGCCAUACUGCGUGGCACGUUUGUUUGUGAGUACAUUGGGGAGGUGCUGGAGGAGCAGGAAGCAAACAGGAGACGUGACAGGUAUAACUGUGAAGGCAAUGGCUAUUUCUUGGAUGUGGAUGCUCAUAUUAAUGACAUUAGCAGAUUAAUUGAAGGAUCGGCUAGAUAUAUUAUUGAUGCCACAAAUUAUGGAAAUGUUUCGAGAUUCAUAAAUCACAGUUGCUCACCAAAUCUAGUAGCUUACCAAGUCCUUGUCGAAAGCAUGGAAUAUCAGCGUUCACACAUUGGAUUGUAUGCGAACCGGGAUAUAGCUACUGGUGAAGAGCUGACAUUCAAUUAUCGACGCGAGCAAUCGCCUGGAGGAAAUGGCUGUGAAUCUUCAAGUUGCUGAGGCCACCUUAUAUUAAAACAUUUGAAGAACAUGUAAACCUAUCAUUCGAGGGAAAAAGAUCUGGAGCUUUAUAUUUUGGUAAGAGGAGCAAGAGACCAAUCUGAAAGCGCAUGCCUUGCAGAUUUUGUGGAUUAUUUAAAGUCUUAUGCCUCAUCUAAGCAAGCAACUCCCUCAGCCUGAAAUGUUGGAAUCAGAGGAAAGUGGUAAAUUUUCUGUAUGUAGGAACUUGUUACCGAUACGAAAAAUGGCCGAUGCCUUCUAACCUUCUCUAGUUUGUAAUUUCGUCGUGUUUAUCUUAUUUUCACUUCUGGAUCAACUUAGUUUAGCAAAUUGUAAAUGCCUUUUUUGUUCACCAACCAAAGUUUAAGGAAGUUUGAGGAAUAAAUAUUUUCCUUCUCUCUUUUUA
Molecule: messenger RNA, 4966 nt
Organism: Cucurbita maxima (winter squash)
Lineage: Eukaryota; Viridiplantae; Streptophyta; Magnoliopsida; Cucurbitales; Cucurbitaceae
Product: histone-lysine N-methyltransferase SUVR5
Exons: 11
Coding region: 64-4560 (1498 amino acids)
Cellular component (GO): nucleus
Molecular function (GO): zinc ion binding; protein binding; histone methyltransferase activity
Source: RefSeq, a predicted model, not a curated record